Messenger RNA from Anopheles moucheti, 768 nucleotides. RefSeq names its product serine protease SP24D-like. Lineage: Eukaryota; Metazoa; Arthropoda; Insecta; Diptera; Culicidae. The record is from RefSeq and is a predicted model, not a curated record. Gene Ontology annotation, molecular function: serine-type endopeptidase activity. Gene Ontology annotation, biological process: proteolysis. The transcript has 3 exons. Bases 1 to 768 code for a protein of 255 amino acids.
AUGAAUUUCUGGCCAAGUUUUGUAUUAUCGCUUUUGGGUGUUUGCGUUGUCCAGGGCAAUGGUUUAGAUCGUGUAGCCGAUGGAACCGAUGCACGGCGGGGUCAGUUCCCGUACCAGGUAGCGUUGACACUGAAGCGUCAAACGGUGUGCGGUGGCGUUAUGGUACACGAACGGUUCUUCCUUACGGCUGCCCAUUGCUUCUUCAAUGGCGAUACUCCACUACCUGUGGAGCAGCUCAACGUGUUCUAUGGUUCGGAAAAGCUGUUCUCGAACGGCAGAUAUAAUCGCGUAAAAACGGUUCAUUUCCACGAUCAGUACGAUCAUGGCUUGCAGUACGAUCUGGCUGUCGUCGAAGUGAAACGGAAUUUCGACCUUUCGUCCACUUCCCGGCCGGUUGCAUUUGGAGAGGAAGCUUUCGGCGAAAACCUGCUAGCCACCGUUACCGGAUACGGACGUAGCACCGUCGAGGGUAACAUGGCGUUCCGGUUGAAGUACGCUCAGUUGACUUCUCUGCCGGAUAGCCAGUGCCGGGAAGCGAUGGGAGAUGACUACUACGAAGGAGUGUUCUGUCUGGACACGAGCGAAGGUUCGGGAUUCUGUAUGGGUGACUACGGUGGUCCAGCCGUGUUCGAAGACAGACUCGUUGGCGUUGGAAGCUACACCGUCGGGGGCAAGUGCGAAACAGGCCAACCGGACGUGUUCGUCGACGUCGGGUACUUCAGCGAGUGGGUUCAGUCGGUACUUGAGGCAGAGCCAGCGGAACAGUGA